AUGCACUUGCAUCACUUACUCUUGUUUGUGACUAUCAUUCAAACUGUGUGGACAAUAGAUGUGAAUCCGUUACCGCAGCCACAUAGAGUGAAAUGGAUAGAAGAUGGUUUGAUUGGCAUUGAAGUUGAGCGGCUACAAUUGAAUGUUGCUAAUCCUGUGCUUGAUAAAGCACUUCAAAAAAUGGUGAGAAACAUUGAAAGGGCCGAGUGGUCACCAUACGAGUAUAAAUCAAGUGAAAGACUAAUUGAAACUUUUUCGAAAAUGGAGUCGUCUAUCAUUCAUGUAGAGAUACUUGAUUACAAGGCUGAAUUACAACUUGGUGUUGAUGAAUCGUACAACUUGAUUGUCUCCGAAGCUGGUGUAACGAUCAAGAGUGGAACAAUUUGGGGAGCAUUGCAUGCAUUCACAACACUUCAGCAGUUGAUAAUCUACAAGCACGGCCGGUUCAUGUUAGAAGGGUCGGUGCUGAUACGAGAUUAUCCACGAUUUCCACACAGAGGGAUAAUGAUUGACUCUGCACGAAAUUUCCUCCCAGUGGAAUCGAUCCUUCGGCAAAUUGAUAUUAUGUCAACCGUCAAGAUGAAUACUUUGCAUUGGCAUUUGGUUGAUACGCAAAGCUGGCCAUUGAUUUUAGAGUGUCACCCAGAAAUGCUGCUUGACGCAUAUUCCGCGCAAGAGACGUACACGAUCAAAGACUUGAAACUAGUUCUAACAUAUGCUAGGGAGAGAGGUGUUAGAGUCGUACCCGAGCUCGAUAUACCUGGCCAUGCUAGAGCGGGUUGGAGACAAGUUGAUCCCGCACUUGUCAUGUGUGGAUGCAAUUUUUGGAAUGGGUAUGCUGUGGAACCGCCUCCAGGUCAGCUUGAUAUUUUGAACAACAAAACUUACCUGGUGAUCCAAGAUGUGUACAAUGAAUUAAGUGAGAUUUUUACUGAAGAAUAUUUUCAUGUUGGAAAUGAUGAAUUACAAGAAAAAUGUUAUCCACAAGAGUGGUUCAACAAUCAAACGUUGAGCGAUAUCACGAGCAGGUAUCUCCGUUUGGCAUUGCCCAUUCUCAACGGUGUCCAGGGAAGAAAAUUGAUUAUGUGGGAUGAUGUCUUAACGUCUGAGGGCGCUGUUGCAGAGCUUCCCAAAAAUAUCACAGUGCAGGUGUGGCACGAAGCUUCUCAUAUAAAAAGCAUAACCAAUAAGGGGUAUGACGUUAUAGUGUCUCUGGCAGACCAUUUGUACCUCGACUGCGGAUAUGGCGGGUUUCUAACAAAUGACUUUCGAUACUCAGACUUUCCUGAGAAUGAGCACUUCAAUGAAGGCAAAGGUGGUAGCUGGUGCAGCCCGUACAAAACGUGGCAACGAAUUUACUCGUUUGAUUUUUUGCGAAACUUAACAAAGGUUGAAAGAGGUAGGGUAAUAGGAGCUGAGGCAGUACUUUGGUCAGAGCAAGUGGACCUGACAGUUUUAACAACUAAAUUAUGGCCGAGAUCAGCUGCAUUGGCAGAGUCCCUAUGGAGUGGAAACAGAGACGAAAACGGUUUGAAGUUGUACGACUUUAGCACGAGGAUACUUCUAUUUCGAGAGCUUUUAGUGAAGUUGGGGUAUCAUGUGUCCCCGUUGUCACCUAAAUAUUGUUUGUUAAACCCACAUGCUUGUGAUGUGAUGCAAAAGUCGAUAGAGACGUAA
Lodderomyces parapsilosis is the source of this 1677-nucleotide messenger RNA. RefSeq names its product Hex1p (gene HEX1). Gene Ontology annotation, molecular function: beta-N-acetylhexosaminidase activity. The record is from RefSeq and is a predicted model, not a curated record. The transcript has a single exon. Gene Ontology annotation, biological process: glycosaminoglycan metabolic process; carbohydrate metabolic process. Bases 1 to 1677 code for a protein of 558 amino acids. Gene Ontology annotation, cellular component: membrane. Lineage: Eukaryota; Fungi; Ascomycota; Pichiomycetes; Serinales; Debaryomycetaceae.